Ectocarpus siliculosus is the source of this 711-nucleotide messenger RNA. The record is from the annotation of a GenBank genome assembly. NCBI's taxonomy places the organism in Eukaryota, Phaeophyceae, Ectocarpales, Ectocarpaceae.
AUGAACGGGGCGGUAGCUCUACGGCGAGGGGCGGGGCUGAGCAUGGUAACGGCGACACCAAGAUUUGGGUGUGUGCGGCCCAUUUCGAAGGUCUGGGCUGCAGCAGAACGAUGGCAAGCAGGAAGAACAGCAGCGGUCAGAGGAGGAGGAGGAGGAGGAGGAGGAGGAGGAGGAGGUGCCGACGACGGCGGUCACGAACUAUCGACACAUGUUAGCUCGGACGGUGUAACUCCUAGGAUGGUAGACGUUGGCGACAAGGCGACGACGCGCAGAACAGCGACGGCGCGCAGCCGCAUCCGUCUCCCUCCGGACGUCACGUCCAAGAUGGAAACCGUGGGCGGAGAGGUGGUAGGCAAGAAGGGGCCCGUGUUCACGACGGCCAUAGUAGCCGGGGUGCAGGCGGCCAAGCGCACGAGCGAGCUGAUCCCGUUCUGCCACCCCCUGCCGAUAGAGGACUGCCGCGUGGAGCUGAGCCUGAAGCAGGGUGGGGAGAUCAUCGAGGUGGACUGCACCGUGCGCGUGACGCACAAGACCGGUGUGGAGAUGGAGGCCAUGAUGGGAGCGUCGGUGGCGGCGCUGACCGUGUACGACAUGCUGAAAGGGCUGUCGCACGACAUCGUAGUUGAAGACACGGCGCUCGUGUCCAAGACGGGUGGAAAGCGCGACUUUUCCAGGACUACGGGGGAGGAAGAGGCGGCCGAGCGGCGAUGA